CACGACUAGUUUCAUGAGCCAUUCUUGUGCGACUAGAUAUUUGAAUGGUUUUUCCGUUUGUAUUGACAAGAAGGCUUGGAGGUUUUGGAGAGUAGCUUGAGGGACCCUGUCUAAUUGUUAAUUGGUUUAUAUGUUGUUAUUGACAAGGAUGUAUAAACUAGUCUUUAAGGUUUUCAUUUGGUUGGUGGUUUUUAAUAUAGUGAGCUGUAUUCGCUUGUUGAAAGAGGGGCCAAUGAUUGAUUCUGAGGGUAGAGAAUAUAAAAGUGCCUCACUGAAGCAUGUCAAAGAAAGGCAUGGAUUUCCAUUAGUUGGGGCAUCCACUGUCCGGGUAAAAUGUACUGAUACGACUAUGAUACUACUGAUAAACUCUGACCUGUACAACAAUGGCCACCAUGUGUCUCCAGAAGAAUUGUUCUUAGGAUUUGGAACUGAACAAAAUGGCUGCAGAGCUGUUCCUGUGAGUGACACGAAGUUCAUAAUUGAAGCAGGCCUAGAAGAUUGUGGCUCGAAAGUGACUGAUGGGGAUGAUUCAAUUGUCUACUCAAACAAGUUGGUGUACUCACCAGUUCCAGAUAAUAACAUCAUCACCAGAGUGAUUAGCGCUGUUAUUCCUGUCGCUUGUCAUUACCCAAGGACACAUUUUGUGAGCAGUGCGAUUGGCCUACCAUUGCCUCCCUCAGUAUCUGUCCCACCAACAGUGAAACCAGUGAUUUUGUCAAGUGUCUUUUCUCUUAAGCUCAUGACUGAUGAUUGGCAACGUGAGAGGUUCUCCAACAAGUAUCACCUUGGGGAGAGUCUGCACAUUGAAGCAUCAAUCAGAGGAGCAGGUCAAGUGUCCAAGCGAUUAUACAUAGAGAGCUGUGUAGCAACUUUGGAACCUGAUGUGUUCUCUGUGCCCAGAUAUUACUUCAUAGAGGACCAUGGGUGCCUGACUGAUUCGAAGGAAGUUGGCUCAAACUCCCGGUUCCUGUCCAGAACCAGGAACGACAAACUUUGGCUGCAGCUUGAUGCUUUCAAGUUCCAACAGGACUACAGAAACACUAUUUAUAUCACCUGCCAGCUAAAGGCUCUCACCACACAGUACACAAGUCCACAAAGCAAGGCCUGCAAUUAUGCAAACGGAAGGUGGAGUAGUGUUGACAGGAAUCAUGAGGUUUGUAGAUGCUGUAGCAACACUUGUAACAGGAGUCCUCAUGAACAGCCCAGAAAUGGGAACCCAUCUUGGAUCUCGGUACAUGCCUCUAAAGGCUCUGUGGUUUGUGAUAGCGUAUCCUUGAUUCCAGUGAUAAUUCUGCCUGAAAAAACUAAAAGAUCCAAGUAGUAUAUUGUGCUUUGUCUUUGGUAAUGCCUAUGUUAUUAAUGACAUUUAGUCUUAAAUAUUGUGACCUUAUUCUGACAUGCCACAUGUGCACACUGCCUAAACUGUCUUAAGAGUCUGGGAUGUAUAUGGGAAUAAAAUGCAUUAUCUAAAAUAUAA
Esox lucius (northern pike) is the source of this 1477-nucleotide messenger RNA. Its product is annotated as zona pellucida sperm-binding protein 3. Gene Ontology annotation, cellular component: extracellular matrix. The transcript has 8 exons. Bases 131 to 1321 code for a protein of 396 amino acids. The record is from RefSeq and is a predicted model, not a curated record. Lineage: Eukaryota; Metazoa; Chordata; Actinopteri; Esociformes; Esocidae. Gene Ontology annotation, biological process: binding of sperm to zona pellucida; egg coat formation; positive regulation of acrosome reaction. Gene Ontology annotation, molecular function: acrosin binding.